Molecule: messenger RNA, 2257 nt
Organism: Microstroma glucosiphilum
Lineage: Eukaryota; Fungi; Basidiomycota; Exobasidiomycetes; Microstromatales; Microstromataceae
Exons: 4
Coding region: 175-2055 (626 amino acids)
Biological process (GO): 7-methylguanosine mRNA capping
Cellular component (GO): nucleus
Molecular function (GO): mRNA 5'-cap (guanine-N7-)-methyltransferase activity
Source: RefSeq, a predicted model, not a curated record
GUCUACCCAUCGGAGAUCGAGCUAGGACGACAAGGACGAUGACACCGACCUCUGUUCCCACGUACAGUCGUAGCACUUCUCGAGGUUCUGCGACCCUCAGCGAGUCAAAUAUGAGAUCACUUGAUCAGUACGAAGCCCCUCAACGCCCUCCGUCAUCGGCUCGCAUGUCUGUGGAUGGUCUUCUUAGCACCGCGCCCUCCACAGACGUGCAGCAGGGAUCGAAGAUCCACGACGCAGGAGUCUGUUGUAAGUCACAAGCGGCCAAAAUCUUCAGGCAGAUUCAGUGACGAUUUGGCUGGAAUUUCCGAUGCAAGGUACGCACCGACUGCCUCAGAAACGGUAGAAGCCGAGGCCGCAACGAGAGAUGUCGAGGAAAGGGAUGCCAAGGCGCUUGGCAGCGGCAUCGCUACGGAGCUUUCAAUGACCGGGGAGCGUGCCCCUGCAGUCAAGAAGGCCAAGAGCUUAAUUUCUGUCAAGUCUGAUCAAGGCAGCAACGGCCACCCAGCUCAUACGCCUUCCAAUGACAGCACCUCGGACUCAAAGUCUGCAAGUACAGAGCGGCAAGCAUCGACAGCCAGGGUCGAGGACAAUGCCAUCCCUCCCUCUACCCCUUCCGCUGCCUCAUCCAGUGUGGGUAAGGUCAAGCUCCUCGAAAUGGACGAGAUGGAACGUCUCACCAGCAGAGACAGCAAGAAGAGGAAGAGCUUGAGUCUAGCUGCUCCUGUUGAACAGUCCAAGAGCAUCAAGGUGGAGAAGUCGCCAGCGUCUUCAUUGCCUGCCAAACCGUCGUUCACCAAUGUCCCGAGUGGCAUCGGUGAACUGGAACCCGACCAGAAGGUCGCAGGUGGCGAAGGAGCGCAAGAGCAUUUCGUGGACCAAGCCUCUGGGUCUCUCAACGAGCCCCUUCCGUACCGACCUAAACAUCGAGUCUCAGCUCCAGACUCGAUCCGCCGGCCUCUAUCGCAGCAAGAUCUCAUCGCGCUUCACCAGACAAUCGAAGCGCGAGGUGCGAAUACGCUGAGGCAGAAGUGGGUGGAGCAAGACAGAGCUCAGGGUCGCGACGGCGCGGAUGGCUUUGGGCUGGUCCUGCAGACCUGGGGAAAGAAGUCUGGCCUCUCAGACGCCAAGAGCGCUGCCAUCGAGGCACCCUCGACGCUCAUUCAUAGUGAGAGUGAAGUAGCACGGCAUUACAACAGCCGUCAAGAGCUCGGCUUGCAAGCGCGAAACUUUUCUCCCAUUCUACCGCUCAAGAACUUCAACAAUUGGGUCAAGUCUGUCCUGAUUGGCUCCUUUGGCCGUAGAGGUGGGAAAGCGAUGGACAUGGGCGGUGGCAAGGGCGGUGAUCUGCAGAAGUGGGACAAGCUAGGCGUCAGAGAGCUCGUCUUGGCAGACAUUGCCGCCACGAGCGUCGACCAGGCCAAAGCCCGCUACCUAGAGCGAAGAUUCCGAUGGAAGGCGUCCUUCUUCGCCCUAGACUGUUUCGGAGAAUCUCUCGCAACGACCCUGCCUCCCGAAGUCCUCGAUCCGCCCUUUGACACUGUCAGUCUACAAUUUUGCAUGCACUACGGAUGGUCUACAUUGCAGAGGGCUCGUCUGGUCAUAGAGAACGUCUCGAGGUAUCUGGACAAGGGAGGCGUCUUCAUCGGCACGAUUCCCAACGCAGAGGAACUUUACAGCCGAAGAGACAGGCUCGGACCGGAUGAGUUAGGCUUCGGCAACGGAAAGUACCGCGUUACAUUUGAGCAAAAGGAGAAGAGGAAACCGUUCGGAGAUCGCUACACUUUCUUCCUCGAUGACGCUGUUGAUGAGGUGCCCGAGUACGUGGUCGAUUGGGAUCAAUUCGAGAGUCUCGCAAAAGAGUGUGGCCUCUCCCUCAUCUUCAAGAAGCCAAUGGCGGAAGUAUGGGAGGAGUUCCGCCAUCAGCACGAGUUCGAGAACCUGGCGCGGAGGAUGAAGGUCUCUUCCAAUCCAAGGAGAGAUGUGCAGCCCAUGGACGACGAUCUUUGGGAAGCGACUACCAUCUACCUCGCCUUUGCAUUCGAGAAGAUCCGUUGAGACGGACAGUGGUCUCGCUGCUCCUCGCAUUCUCUUUGAUGCCGCGUCCUCUUCUCCUCUCGCCAGUCUCUUGCCUCCUCCCUAUCUGCUCUUCUUCUUGAUGUCAAUUCGUCUGCUCAUCGUCAAAUCCACCAGUACCUCACUGCAGAUACACAUACAGUGCACUGCAGGCUCUAGCGCAAUACCAACAGCAUAUCCAAUA